Brassica napus (rape) is the source of this 2277-nucleotide messenger RNA. Its product is annotated as probable WRKY transcription factor 33. NCBI's taxonomy places the organism in Eukaryota, Viridiplantae, Streptophyta, Magnoliopsida, Brassicales, Brassicaceae. The transcript has 5 exons. The record is from RefSeq and is a predicted model, not a curated record. Gene Ontology annotation, molecular function: sequence-specific DNA binding; DNA-binding transcription factor activity. Gene Ontology annotation, biological process: regulation of DNA-templated transcription. The coding region runs from base 591 to 2063 and encodes 490 amino acids.
AUGAAUUUAUUUAAACAUUAGAAACAGAACGUCACAACGCAAAGCCGACAACCUUUUCAGAGAUUAAAGCCGGCGAGCCGGCGAAUUCACAGAACAAACAUCUUGAAACCAACAAAUAAGACAAAAAACUAACACCAUAGCAAACAAGAAAGACAAGAUUCACCCAAAUGUUUUGGUAUCAUAUAUUUAUCCAAAUUAAUUGAACACGAAUAAAUCACACGUGGCAGUCAGAAAUGCAUCCUAAAGAAUAAAGAUGAUGAGAGCCGCCUCGUUCAAAGUCAAGGCCACCAGGUCUGACCAGUCUCCCCCACCCUUCUUCUCCACCUUCUGAUAUUUUCAACGGUCAAACUUUUAUCACCUUCUCAGAAACUACAUUUUAUUUCAUUUCUUCCAUUAAAAAACAAAACUAAAAAUAAACCAACCAAUCAGAUCAUGCAAUAUGUUUUUAUAUAUACAGACAUAAAACGAACAUAUACAUAAACAUUUCAAGAGCCCAUCACAUCUUCUUCCAAGCUCUCGUAAGAAACACUUUCUAUAUAUAUCUGAAGUUGGUCUUUCUUAAAAUAAAGAAAGCUUCAAUUUUUUUAUGUAUGGCUGCUUCUUCCCUUCUUCAUAUAGACAAUAACACAACCAGACAAAACAUGAGUGGUUCUGCUAACUGGUCACGAAGAUCAUCAGCAUCUUUGGAAGAUCUUGAGAUCCCAAACUUUAGAUCUUUUGCUCCUUCUUCAGUCUCAAUCUCUCCUUCAACUUGUUUCAGUCCCUCUGUUUUCCUCGAUUCCCCUGCUUUUGUUGCCUCCUCUGCUAACGUUCUUGCUUCUCCAACCACAGGAGCUCUUAUUACAAACGAAAGCAAUCAGAAAAAUGUAACCAAGGAAGAGAAGAACAACAACAUUAACUACUUCGAUUUCUCAUUUCAGACACAAUCAUCAACACUUUCUGCACCAACAACAACAGCAACAAACAGUUCGAUCUUUCAGUCACAGGAACAAGAGAGGAAGAACCAGUCAGAUCAAAAAUGGAGCCAAACUCUAAACAACAGCAACACUCAUCAAGCUGUAUCUUACAAUGUAAGGGAGCAAAGGAAAGGAGAGGACGGUUACAACUGGAGAAAGUACGGUCAGAAACAGGUGAAAGGGAGCGAGAAUCCUCGGAGUUACUAUAAGUGUACUUUCCCAAGCUGUCCAACCAAGAAGAAAGUUGAGAGAUCUUUGGAAGGUCAGAUCACAGAGAUUGUCUAUAAGGGAAGCCAUAACCAUCCUAAACCUCAAUCCACCAGAAGAUCAUCUUCGUCUUCUUCUUCAACAUUUCAUUCAGCUGUGUUCAAUGCCAGCCUUGAUAAUAGUUUCAGUCACUCUGAUUCCCUUGCAAUCCAACAAGAUGAUAACACUACUUCUGGUUCUGUCGGAGACGAUGAGUUUGAACGAGGCUCAUCGGUUGUCAGCAGAGAAGAAGAAUGUGGGAGUGAACCUGAAGCAAAGAGAUGGAAAGGAGAAAGUGAGACAAACGGUGGGAAUGGUAAUGGAAGCAAGACAGUGAGAGAGCCAAGAAUUGUUGUGCAGACAACAAGUGAUAUCGACAUUCUUGACGACGGUUACAGAUGGAGAAAAUACGGCCAAAAAGUCGUUAAAGGAAACCCAAAUCCAAGAAGCUACUACAAGUGCACAACCAUCGGUUGUCCAGUGAGGAAACAUGUCGAGAGAGCAUCACAAGAUCUGAGAGCAGUAAUCACAACCUACGAAGGGAAACAUAACCACGACGUACCUGCAGCUCGUGGAAGCGGUUACGCCACAAACAGACCGGUACAAGACCCUUCUUCAGCCCCAAUUAGACCAGCUGCUAUAGCUGGUCACACCAACUACACUACUUCUUCACGAGCACCAUAUACGCUCCAGAUGCUUCAAAACAACAACAACAACACUAAUGCAGGGCCUUUUGGUUACGCUAUGAACAGUCACAACAACAUUCAAACGCAACAAAACGACUUCGCUGGUGGAUUCUCUAGAGCAAAAGAAGAACCAAACGAUGAGUCAUCCUCGUUUUUUGAUUCGUUCUUGUCGUGAAGAUAAAGGGUUUCACUACUUAAUAGUGAUCCUGAAGAUACUAAGACUAUAUAGUCUAUAGUCCUCCAUAGAGAAAAUUAUUUCAUUUGUUUUUUUUUUCUUUACAUGGCUCAUGCUAGAGCGCUUUCACAUGCCUGUAAUAUUAUACUAUCUUUAGUCUUCUUGUGUACCAUAGAACUAGAAAAAACGAAAUAAAGCCAAUCAAUUUUUCACA